AUGAUUUCUUUCUUUCUUUCCUUUUCCUUUCUUUCUUUCUUUCUUUCUUUCUUACGUCAUUCUUUUUUGUUUCUUUUUGUCCUCUUAUUUUUUCUUUUCGAAUUUAUCAUUUUCAAUCUGGUUCCUUUCUUUUCUUUCUUCUUUCUUCCCGAGUUUGUCUUUCUUUCUUUCUUUCUUUCUUUCUUUCUUUCUUUCUCUAACAUCCAUUUCUUUUUUCAUUUCUUUCUUUCUUUCUAUCUUUCUUUCUUUUACAUUUCUUUCUUUCUUUCGUUAACAUCCAUUUCUUUUUUCGUUUCUUUCUUUCUUUUACAUCUAUUUCUUUCUUUCUUUCUUUAUUUCUUUCACAUCCAUUUCUUUCUUCGUUUCUUUCUUUCUUUCUUUCAUAUCCAUUUCUUUCUUCGUUUCUUUCUUUCUUUCUAUCUUUCUUUCUUUCUAUCUUUCUUUCUUUCUUUCUUUUACAUCCAUUUUUCUUUCUUUCUUUUACAUCCAUUUCUUUCUUCGUUUCUUUCUUUCUUUUUUUCUUUCUUUCUUUUACAUCCAUUUCUUUCUUUCUUUCUUUCUUUCAUAUCCAUUUCUUUCUUCGUUUCUUUCUUUCUUUCUUUCUUUUCAGACGUCUUUCUUUCUUUCUUUCUUUCUUUCACAUCCAUUUCUUUCUUCGUUUCUUUCUUUCUUUUUUUCUUUCUUUCUUUUUUUCUUUCUUUCUUUUUUUCUUUCUUUCUUUUACAUCCUUUUCUUUCUUUCUUUCUUUUGCAUCCAUUUCUUUCUUUCUUUCUUUCUUUCUUUCUUUUCAGACGUCUUUCUUUCUUUCUUUCUUUUUUUCUUUCUUUUACAUCCAUUUCUUUCUUUCUUUCUUUCAUAUCCAUUUCUUUCUUCGUUUCUUUCUUUCUUUCUUUUACCUCCAUUUCUUACUUUCUUUCUUUUUUCUUUCUUUUACAUCCAUUUCUUUCUUUCACGUCUAUUUCUUUCUUCGUUUCUUUCUUUCUUUCUUUCUUUCUUUCUUUCUUUCUUUCUUUCUUUCUUUUACAUCCAUUUCUUUUUUUCUUGUACAUCCAUUUCUUUCUUUCUUUCUUUUAUAUCCAUUUCUUUCUUCGUUUCUUUCUUACUUUCUUUCUUUUACAUCAAUUUCUUUCUUUCUUUCUUUCACAUCCAUUUCUUUCUUCGUUUCUUUCUUUCUUUCUUUCUUUUACAUCAAUUUCUUUCUUUCUUUCUUUUACAUCCAUUUCUUUCUUUCUUUCUUUCUUUCUUUUCAGACGUCUUUCUUUUCUUUCUUUCUUUCUUUCUUUCUUUCUUUUACAUCAAUUUCUUUCUUUCUUUCUUUCACAUCCAUUUCUUUUUUCGUUUCUUUCCUUCAUUCUUUUUGCCAUCUUCCCUCUAUUUCUCUCUCUAUUUCUGGUUCUCUUGGAAAGCACGUCUAAUAACAUCUAUAGAACAGAAAAGGAUUGUUCUAGUAUUUCAAGGGCGUAA
Messenger RNA from Acanthosepion pharaonis, 1464 nucleotides. The record is from the annotation of a GenBank genome assembly. Lineage: Eukaryota; Metazoa; Mollusca; Cephalopoda; Sepiida; Sepiidae.